UAAUUUAUAUUUCCUGGCUUGGUUGCUGGUUUAUUCUUUAACGAAACUUCAGGCACCAUGACGUGUGUGUUUGGGGUGUUUCUUUCAUUUUUUCUAGCUUACGGCGGCUUUGGAGGAUGGAAUGGCAGUUUGUAGUUCACGCGUGGUCUUAAUAUCUAUGCCAUAACAGUUUUCUCUUGCUGCUUAUUGCUGUUUAGUUCUUUGUGUGUUUUGUUUUUUUUACAACUGCUGCUGCAAAUGUUUGUUUUGUAAUAAGAUACGUGCAUAAUGACUGCUGCCUGGUUAAACUCAGUUUUGUGAAUGAGAUCUUGUGCAAAAUCUUAAGCUGUGAUUGACUUUGCUAAGCGGAGGCCAAACGUGUACCCUCUAAGAACCAUAAGUGAUAAUGUUUUGUAAAGAGACUGCUGGAAAAUCUGAACAGUGCUGCUGCAGAACUCUGAAUGGGGGGAUAGCAACUGUCUUAACUGAUUGCAGUGUUGGGUUUACUUUUCAGGGGGCAGCAGGAGAGUCUAUCAAGGCGGAGGGAGAAAUAACACUCAAUGCUUAUGUCAACAUGAAUUUGGGUUCAGAGUUGUGUAGGAACAGCAUCAAUGUGUAUGUGGAACAUUGGGAGAGGAAAAAAUAUCAGUAUUUAUAGUUCUCCUGCUUCCUUGUCAGAGAUGUUAUAUCCAAAUUAGAAAUUGAUGUAUUUUGAAAAAGUAGUGAUUGAUCUGACUUAUUCUUACUAGUGUUAAUAUUUGCUGUUGAGUAGUACUUAAUAUCUGGUAAUGCAUCAAUCAAUUGUCAAAAAUAAAUUUAAAAAUGUGUAAGGCUUAUCUCAUUGGUCAAUAUAAAGCUCAACUUUGUUUUUUGUUUUUCUUUUUUUUUUUUCAGUAAUGUUCUUCUGUUUUCCUUCUCACUGCAGUCUUGAUUUUGUUUCUUGACCCUCAAGUAUGUUUUCAAUGUGUUGAAACAUUUUCCCUUUCAAUCAGAAAAAAAGGAGAUGUCACUGAUGUCUGCAAUUUGAAGACUGGAUCUUGUCUGAAAAUCACUGAGCCCAAGAGCUGUCACCUUAGUCUUCCAAUAGGACAAGGAUGUCUUCAUUUCUCAGUUAAAUGCAUUUUUCAGAUAUGAACAAUGACCAUAGUUAACAAGCCAAAAUCUUCAAAGUCUAAAAAAUCAUCUUCAAGGCGGUCUGGCAAAUCCAAGAAACCGCGUACUAAAAAAAUGAAGUCACGCACCGCAAACUGGGGCCGGAUGCCACCUGCAGAAGAUUCAAACCAAGUCUCUGUGGCCCAAGGACGUGGAGGUGCUAUUUAUUGUAGAUCGUCUGAAAAAUCUAAGCCUUUUGCCCAAAGAGAUCUAAUCAUUAAUGAUGGAAUUGCUCCGCCGCAAAGAAUUCUUUUUCCACCUGAGAAGAUUUGUAUGGAUUGGCAACAAACACAAAGUGUUGGAGUUGGACUGUAUAAUCUUGGCAAUACAUGUUUUCUUAAUUCUACUCUACAGUGUUUGACCUACACACCCCCACUUGCCAAUUACAUGCUUUCUCUUGAGCACAACCAGUCAUGUCGUGAACAAGGUUUUUGCAUGAUGUGCACAAUGGAGACUCACAUUAACCAGGCCCUGUGUUGCACUGUUGAUGCCAUCAAGCCUACACGUGUUAUCAAUGAUCUUAGACGAAUAGGAAAACAUUUCCGUUUUGGCAGUCAAGAAGACGCACACGAAUUCUUACGCUAUACUGUUGAUGCUAUGCAGAAAGCAUGCUUGAAUGGAAGCACCAAAUUGGACAGAUCUUCUCAAGCGACCACCAUCAUUCAUCAAAUAUUUGGAGGAUUUCUAAGAUCAAGAGUAAAGUGCUUGAAUUGCAAAGCAGUUUCGGAUACGUACGAGGCAUUUCUUGAUAUCACUUUGGAUAUAAAGGCAGUUUCAUCUGUUACCAGAGCUCUAGAACUAUUUGUGAAACCUGAACAGCUGGAUGGAGAGAAUUGCUAUAAAUGUAGCAAGUGUAAAAAGAUGGUUCCUGCAUCCAAGAGAUUUACUAUACACCGUUCUUCCAAUGUGCUCACAAUAUCACUGAAAAGAUUUGCAAAUUUCACAGGUGGAAAGAUCAACAAGGAGGUAAAAUAUCCAGAGUAUUUGGACCUUCGAGCCUACAUGUCUCAGUCAAUUGGAGAACCACUCCUCUACGCCUUAUAUGCAGUGCUGGUGCAUAAUGGUAUCAACUGUCACGCAGGACACUAUGUAUGCUACAUAAAGGCUGGUAAUGGACUUUGGUAUCAGAUGAAUGAUGCUAAUGUAGUCCGUACUGACAUUAAAACAGUUCUUGGUCAGCAAGCUUAUUUACUUUUUUAUAUCAGGCGCUAUGAUUUGACACUUGGAGAACGUGCUUUUUACUUACCAGCACCAUCUUAUCCCCGUUCAUUCCUUGGUCAGCGGGGGGCUAAUAGUAAGCAGGCUGGAUUUAUGGGACCACGACUUCCUCCUCAUAUGAUUAAGAAUUCAAGUCGUUUAAAUGGAAAUGGAUCCUUAAAAGAGGAUCCAAAUACCAUUGGUGUCACCCUAAAAAGGCCAUCUUCAGCACCACCUACGGCUUGUGUUCAAAACUGGGCAAUUACCAGGCCUUCAAUUACUGAUCCAUCAAAAAAACAGAAGAUCACUAUCAGUAUUCACAAUAAAUUGCCUGCUCGUCAGACUGUGUCACAGCCUGAUUGUCUUAGCAGUGCUGUGGAGGAUGAAGAUCUCAACAAGGCUGUUCCUUCAUCCACAAUUACAAAUUCCACCGCAGCAGAGUCUACCUCAAAUCCAUCUACUAUGUCAGUUACUACUACUGUUUCCAAACAAGAAGUUUCUGAUGAAAUUUUUGUGGAGCCAACAGUGAAUGGAAAUCCUAAACUCAGCUCUGAUAACGCAGUCCCUUACGGUGCAGAAUCUUCAGGAAAAUCUGAGGAGGAGUCGAAGGGCUUAUUUAAAAGGAAUUGCAAUGUAAUAUCCUCUAAUGGAAUUCUGGUUGGAAAGGUAGUCCGUACAUUGCAGAAUUCCCAUUCUUCCUGUCAGAAUGCUGAAGAAGAAAGAUCCCAGCAUGAGCUGCCAAAAAAUGAUUCACUAAAUGGUGCUAUUAGUUUAGUUAAUGAAUCUAAAGAAAACGGACUGAAACUUGAUGAUUCCACUUGCCAAGCUGAACCUGUUAAACCUUCUGAGAUGUUCUUUUCUAAAACAAAUGGAUUGCUCGAAACAAUGCCUAUAGCUAUGCCUCCAGUCCCUCAAGAAGUGAUCUUAGAAUCCCUCACAGACAGCCAGCUGAACAGCUUGUCAGAGGAAAUAAGUGUCCCGGGACCUCAGAAAUCUACGGAGAAUGAUGCUCUUAUGGAAACUGUAGUGAUGGAAGCACUGUUGGUCUAUGAAGAAUCCAGGAAAGUUCCUUCUGACUUCAGCUGUGAGGCUGAGAAUCCUUUUAUUCAAUCAGAUUCUGAAACCAUUUCUACCAAAGAAGAAGUUGGAAGUAUUAUAACAAAAGCUGAUAAUGCACAUCCCAAUAUCAAUGGUCAGCACAAGAUUAGGGAAAGAUGCUUUGAUACUGAAGAUGAAUUCAUUGAACAGUACCGACCUGAGGACCGUGGAGACAAAGACAAACCAAGAAGAUCAAAAGAACCUGAACUCAUUUCAAAAGAAAACAUUUUGUACAUCAAAGAGUCUUCUGAGAGUGAUGAGAACUUGCGGCAAACUUCCUCUCUAAAGUCUGACAGUGAAUGUAGUUCUAAAAAUCUUUCCUCCUUAGCCAUUACAGAUAAAUGCCAAGAUACAAAAGACAUAUCUAAUAACUAUGUAGAGGUACCACCUGUUAAUGACUCGUCUAUUACAAAGCUGGAUAAAGUUUUGGAAAGCCAAUUCUCUAGACCAAAUGAAGAAUUCGGUGAUAGAAAAUGGGAAGAAGACACCAUGCAGCGGAAAAAAGAUAAGAAAAAGAUCCACGAAACUAAAAAAACUGACAAAGAGCAUUACCGAAGAAAGAGGGAACAUUCUGAUACUGAAGAGAAGGAGAGUCAAAACAGAAGCAAAACUGAUGGUCAUUCCAGCAAGAGAAGGUGCUCUCGCAGCGUGGAAGUUGUUAAGCAAAAUCGUCAUAAGCAGGAGUAUUGUGAGGGAAGCAAGUACAGAUCUUUCCAUAGUGAAAGAAACAGCCCUGAUAAUGGGAGAAGAUCAGUAAAAUAUUCAAAGUACAGAUCUCGAAGCAGAGGAAGAUCAGAACAAGAUAGGAAUAGAUAUUACCAUUCCAAAGGAGAAAGAACUUGGAGCAGAGAAAGAUACUAUCAAGAUGAGCCACGGAGAUGGGAAAAAUGUAGAUAUUACAACGAUUACUAUUCAUCUCAUGCAACAGGAGACAGUAGAGAGAGAAAGUUCUCUCACGGUGAUAAAGACUUUGACAAAUUGAGUCAAGCUUACAACAGCAGGUCACAUAAGGAUUAUCAUUACAAAAGCAGAUGGCCUCACAGUUCCCUCUCGAGAGAGGAAGAUGUACAUCACUUUAGCAGCCACAGAGCAGACUUGCAUCGUUGCUCAGUACCUCAGCAACAUUCUGAAAAAUAUUCUCGUGAAAGACAUGCACUUCCACCUAUGUCAGCUCAUUUUGAGGACUCUCCCCAGAAAAAUGAAAAAGAAAGAAACAGAAAAAGACAAUAUACUCGUGCAGAAGGUAGUGAAAGUGAAAUAGAAAGGAAACGCAGAAAGAUAGAAAAGGAGCUUUUAGGUGAUGAAAAAAUGAAAAAAUAUAAGAAGUUUAAGAAGAAAAAGAAGUCUAAAGAUAAACAUCGGGAGAAGGAUUACAAACUUUAUGAUUUGGAUUUCUCUGUGCUCCACUUUGACAAUGACAAUCGCAAGCGUAAGAAAAAGAAGAAAAAGAAGAAACACAUCAGGAAACUGAAAGGCUUCUUGGAAUACUUAGAUCCUCGUUUCCAGAAGAAAACACGGGAGAAGAAGGAAGAAUCACGUCCUCCAGAUGGGUCUUUUUGUGAGCAAUACAGAAACGAGGGCAGUAAACAACCUUACAAGGAAGGGAAGCCUUCCAGUGCAGGUGAAAGCAAGAAAUACAGCUCCAUUGCAUCCAACGAGUAUAUUAAAGAUGUAGAUCUGCCUUCUCCUAAGCACACUGAAUUCACAGUUAUUAAUCCUCCAGAGGACGCUUUGCAAUUUAACACCUGGAGAAUAACUGAAGUAAUCCCCGAAGAAGACAGUUCACUAUCCAAAGACGCAGAGCUUACUGAUGGAAGCCUUCAGUACUCAAACUAAACCUGCCAUCAAAACCGAUGACCUUUUUACCAUCCAAACCAACCAUUUUACCAUCAAAACCCAACAACUUCAAACCCAACGACUUCUUACCAUCAAACCCAAUGACUUCUUACGACUUCUUACCAUCAAAAACACAACAACUACUUACCUUCAAACACGUCGUCUUAUUGCUAAAACCAACCUUUUAUGGUCAAAACCAACCACCUUUCACCUUCAGAACCGACAACUCAACAUUAUCAAAACAAACUAACUAUCAAAACUUACUUAAAAUUUAUCAAUACCGUAAAAUUACCAUCAAAACAAAACCCAAUCAUUAAGUGGUGCUUCAAAUGUCUGUACAGACUUUUACCAUGAAAGAACUUUUUUUUAGCUUUUAACUUGAGACUUUCUUUUUUAAAAUGUACUUCUAAUCCAAAAGGGUGGAAACUUUCUACAACUGCUGAACAUUGUACAUUACCAAGUAAAUAUCUCACUGAAAACAAUGCCCUGGAAUAGAACAUCUCAAAUGCUGCUUAAUUACAGACUCAGGUUGAUUGUGUGUUAUUCAUGUAAUGUUACUCCAAGUUAGACAUCUGGUGCAAGAACGACCAGGAAAACCACAGAAUUAUAAAAUUUGCAACUGACAGUCUGUAUAUUUAAUUUAAAGACUUAUUUAAGAUUUCACAAGCUCUCACAUAACAGGAGUUUUGCAAGAGCUUCAUCUUUUUUGUGACGCCUGACACUAGAAACUAAUUUACUUCACAUUUUAAUUCUAUUCAAGAUCGGAAGAAUGUUCUGGUUUUCAACGCUGUGGAACAAUGAUCAGAAUAUGCAGUUCUGAAUGUAUCUCAGACUAUUUGUAUACUCUUCCAUAUGUUUUUAUUACACUUUUUAAUACAGCGUCACUUGUCUUAAGUCUCGGUUGUCUGUUUUGUCCCUCUAAAGUUUCUAGUUACAGACAAAUUCAUACUGUGAUUUUUAUUUUUAUUAUUAAAUGCUAUCAAACUGUGAUGCACUUAUUACUCACUGGUCCUGCAUCAGGAGAUGAGUGGGGAACCUGUAUUAAAUACAGUUCAUCUGAAUAAUCUGUCUGGUUUAUACAAGCUGUGUUGUUCAGAGAUGUCUAAAGUUUGAUCUUUGUUUUUUUAAAGAUAAAAAGCACUUGCCCCACUGUAAAUAUAUAGCAUGUAAAAUUUAUAUAGUAUAUAAAUACAGCGAAGUUAAAAUGGAUUUUUACUUGAGUUUUACUUGAGUUAUUUAACAUGCAAUAUGUCAUGUGACCUGACAGCUUUCAGAGUGUUGGAUAAUCAAGAAAUCAGAUCUUCCUUUCAGUGGUAGGUGAGAAGAUGCUGUUGGUGUGACCCAGAGAAGACAAGUAACUUGGGACUUCAACUGCCUAGACAAGAAUGCAGAAGUCUUUCUCCUUUGAAGUUAACAGCUUCCAAAAGCAGGCAACAGGUUGGAAGCUCAGCAGUAGCUUUCCACUGUGUGUGACACUAAAAAAGGAGCAAGGUUAACGUCUUACUAGAUACUUCAAGUAAUAUUUUGGUACAUGGAGAACACCAUAAAGCCAAACCAUAAGUGUACCCUGCAUAAUGUUCCUAUGGCAACAGUUAUGUUAAGUUACAUAAAGUAACAUGACAAAGAAAACA
This is a messenger RNA of Oxyura jamaicensis (ruddy duck), 6893 nucleotides long. RefSeq names its product ubiquitin specific peptidase 42 (gene USP42). Lineage: Eukaryota; Metazoa; Chordata; Aves; Anseriformes; Anatidae. The coding region runs from base 1117 to 5262 and encodes 1381 amino acids. The transcript is spliced from 19 exons. Gene Ontology annotation, biological process: protein deubiquitination; regulation of apoptotic process. Gene Ontology annotation, molecular function: cysteine-type endopeptidase activity; cysteine-type deubiquitinase activity. The record is from RefSeq and is a predicted model, not a curated record. Gene Ontology annotation, cellular component: cytosol; nucleus.